AUGGCAAGCUCAUCAACACCAUCACCUGGGACACAGAGGAAACCGAAAAUUCCAUCGGACGGCAGGGUAUCAUCCCUUGAAAAGGCGCUUCUUUUUACAAGGGCAGAGAUGGACAGACAUAUUGGAAAGUCUGGGAAACAUAUUGGUGGGGAUAAACAUGCACAUCAUUCUGUUCCCAUAGGCUUUAAAAAGGCUAAAACCUACCUUGAAGACGAAUAUUUACACGAUACUCACACAAACUUUGACCAGCAGUACUUUUAUUAUCGUUGCAAAUGCUUUCAUAGCUUUAAAAAGUACGAAAGCUCUCACAAUUUAAUUAUUGCUUUAUGCUUGAUUUCUGGAGAGGUUGUUUAUGCAAAUUGUGGCCCCUCGUGUGCUGCCGGGAAAUCCGGUUUUUGCAAUCACGUUUUAGCUUUAAUGCUGAAGAUAUGCUAGUACACUCUUUAUAACUGUAGAAGUGUCACAGAACUACAACAUAAGGCAGACGAAAACUGUUCAGCAGCAUGCACCUCAAACUUGCAGAGAUGGCAUCAACCCCGCGUCGAAGGUAUUUCAUCCUAUCCUAAUAUAUUAUGGAAGUUUCUGUUUCCAAAAUACAAGUAGAGGGUGAGCACAAAAGUUGUGGUAUUACAAGUCUGCUUUAUGAAGCAAGAAAAGUCAAUAGGAAAUCAAAACUAAAUGAUUUUGUAGAGGCUGUACAAAAAAUAGAUCCAACUCUGGGGUUGGUACAAACUUGUGAACUGAACACUAAUGACCCUGUUCACACAAGGUUUGGGGAAAGUCCUGCAGGGUCAUUUGGAUCUUACCAAUUUGCAUUCCAGGAAUCUAACUUUAAAGUUACAUGUAACUUAGCUCCAAUUCAACCAGCUUCAAGAGCAUCAAAUUCCAAACCUUCUUAUCCUUCACUGCCAUUAGAUUAUUUGAAUGAUGACUUUGUGUUAGAUCUGCCUUAUGAUCUGGAUAUACUACAGAAUAAACUAUUAGAUGAACUUAAGGUUACUAUGCUUGAUGCAAAAAAGAUAGAAGAAAAUACGAGGGGUCAGCAUAAUUGUAAUGCUUGGACUGAAGAACGCAGGUAUAGAUUUACAGCCUCAAAUUUUGGAAAGGUGUCAACAAGAAAAAGAAACCAUAAGAAGUUUUGA
Messenger RNA from Pocillopora meandrina, 1142 nucleotides. The record is from the annotation of a GenBank genome assembly. NCBI's taxonomy places the organism in Eukaryota, Metazoa, Cnidaria, Anthozoa, Scleractinia, Pocilloporidae.